Messenger RNA from Sorghum bicolor (sorghum), 2136 nucleotides. RefSeq names its product floral homeotic protein APETALA 2. Gene Ontology annotation, biological process: regulation of DNA-templated transcription. Lineage: Eukaryota; Viridiplantae; Streptophyta; Magnoliopsida; Poales; Poaceae. The transcript has 10 exons. Bases 121 to 1743 code for a protein of 540 amino acids. Gene Ontology annotation, molecular function: DNA-binding transcription factor activity; DNA binding. The record is from RefSeq and is a predicted model, not a curated record.
UGCCGUAUUAUGUUUGAUGAGGGUACCGUGAAAAAAAAAAGAGCAGCGUGUGCGUAGCAUUUCUUCGCCGGCUGAAGGCGUGGGUCUCGAGAGCUGCUUAAAAAGCUUUGCUGCACAAAAAUGGCUUCGCCUGCGAUACCAUUCGCCCCUCUCACGUCCCAUCGCGCCGUUCCCUUUGUCUUGGGGUGUCCUCCUCCAUGGCCACCGCGCCCGCCGCCUGCCGCUCCCGGACGGCCGCCGCGCCCCGACGCUGCUGCAGCUGCUAGACUGCUAGAGGAGGAGGCCAGGGCAGGCAGCUCGCGAGCUCGAUCGCCUGCCGGCCGGCCCGAGCUGGAGUCGAUGGUGCUGGAUCUCAAUGCCGAGUCGCCGACGGCCGGCUCGGCCUCGGCCACCUCGAGCUCCAGCGGCGUCUUCCGGUUCGACCUGCUCGGAGGGACACCCGACGAGGAGGGUUGCUCGCCCUCGCCGCCCGUUGUGACGCGCCAGCUCUUCCCCUUGCCGUCGUACCCGGACGCUGCUGCAGCUCCCACCGCCGCCUCGAACGGGUCGCCGCCGCCGCCGCAGGCGGCAGGGCCAUGGGCGCGCCGCGCAGCGGAUCUCGUGGCGCCGGCGCUGGGACAGGGACAGGGACAGGGGGCGGUGGUUAUGCCUGCGCCUUCGUCGCCGCCCGCGGCUGUGUCUCCAGCCGCCGGGAAGAAGAGCCGACGGGGGCCCAGGUCGCGGAGCUCGCAGUACAGGGGCGUCACCUUCUACAGGAGGACCGGCCGCUGGGAGUCACACAUCUGGGACUGCGGGAAGCAGGUCUAUCUGGGUGGAUUUGAUACUGCCCACGCCGCAGCAAGGGCCUAUGAUCGUGCUGCAAUCAAGUUCAGAGGCCUUGACGCAGACAUCAAUUUCCAGUUGAAGGACUAUGAGGAUGAUUUGAAGCAGAUGAAGAAUUGGACCAAGGAGGAAUUUGUUCACAUACUCCGACGGCAAAGCACUGGGUUUGCCAGGGGGAGCUCAAAGUACCGCGGUGUGACACUGCACAAGUGUGGUCGGUGGGAAGCUCGGAUGGGUCAGCUUCUGGGAAAGAAGUACAUCUACCUUGGGCUGUUUGACAGUGAAAUCGAAGCAGCAAGAGCGUAUGACAGGGCAGCCAUUCGCUUCAACGGACCGGAUGCUGUUACUAACUUCGAUUCUAGUUCCUAUGAUGGAGAUGUCCCACUUCCAACGGCAAUCGAGAAAGAUGCAGUGGUUGAUGGGGACAUCCUUGAUCUGAAUUUGAGGAUUUCACAACCUAAUGUGCAUGAUCUCAAAAGUGAUGGUACCCUGACUGGUUUUGGAUUAGGUUGUAAUUCUCCUGAAGCUUCAAGCUCCAUUGUUUCUCAGCCAAUAAGCCCUCAGUGGCCUGUGCAUCCUCACAGCACACCGAUGCAACUCCAGCAUCCACAUCUGUAUGCGUCUCCUUGUCCAGGCUUCUUUGUGAACCUCAGGGAGGCGCCUAUGGAGGAGGAGAAACGGGCAGAGCGGGCGGGUCCCGAGCCGGCGUUCCCCUCUUGGGCAUGGCAAACGCAGGGCUCCCCUGCCCCGUUUCUCCCUGCCACUGCUACUGCAGCAUCAUCAGGAUUCUCUACAGCCGCCACCACCACCGGCGUGGACGCGGCCACAGCCGCCCGCAGCGUGCCGCCGUCCUUGUCCGGUGGCCCCCGGCAGUUGUUCUCCGGCUACCAGCUCCAGCUCCGCUUCCCCCCAACCGCCUGACUCUGUAGUUGGAGACGGCGUCUGAGCUGACCGGUGAAUGGGGGUGUCUGGCUGCCCCGGCCCAAUUGCCCAUGCGCCGCCGCUGGUGGGUGUGGGUCGGUCGGUAACAGUCAGUCUGCCACUUCCACUUGGGGGUAUGGUUUGGUGAGAGACAGAGCAUGCAGCGAUCUUUGCUGCUGUGUGCUGUCUCACUCACUUCCCCCACAUCUGGUAAUGAAUUUAUCGUCGAAACUCUGUGGCGCUCAUGAUCCGUUCGUUCAUCUUCGUUGGUUUUGAUUGAUGGCAAACAAGUAGGCAACUGAUGGAUCAUGAGCGUGUAUCGAAAACUCGUGUAAUAAAACCAUGCAUAUUACUAUCUUCUAGAGUAUUUAUUUAUGAUUUAUGAUGAUACAA